AAUGCUUCCACCAACUUAACCAACUUUUAUUCACAUAUUCUUUUUAUUAAUCUAUUUGAUUAUUCCCAUAUUCCGUCCCCUUCGUCAUCAUGUCUCACAUACCGCCGCCCACUACAAUACAGCACAACUCCUCACUGUACAGUGGGGCUUGUGCACGCGUUACCCAUCGUCAACAACCGCCAGGCAGCCUUGCAGCAGGGUUUCAUCACCAAUACUUCACCACCGUUCAAUGCCGCCAGCUUACCGGAAGUCUCAAUCACGCUUUAGCCAGUUCAUCACCAUGUUCUCCUCCUCUAUAGCAGCACCGCUUGAUCCCCCUCCUCCCACGCUACUUGAGCUCAUAGACUUGAUAGACAAGUUCAGUAUAGGCCAUUCAACGUGCAUUGUAAUACCAACUAACACACUCUUUAGUGUUCCUGCAGGAUUCCCAGUAAAUAACGACAACUACUUCCCGCUGCUCAUUGGCGAUGACCCAAGGCCGCAUGGCUUCGUCCUUUGCAGUAUAGCUACCAUUCUUCCAUGGCCGCACGCCUUUCAGAUUACUGAUUCGGCAAUCCAUCUCCGCGCAUCUACUGCCGCUGAAGCUACGGCUGCCUUUCAACUGCUCAUCAACGCCACUAGAAACGUCGACCCGAUAGGCAAGUCCAUUGCUCUGCCCAGCGAGCACUUCCUGCUCCCUGGACAGCCGUUCCUCGGCGAGACUGUGCACAUUGAGCGCUUUGCCAGCUCUAUAUUUGGCAUCGGCACUAGAGGUUCACACAUGACAGCCUACGUUCGCGGCCCUAGCGGCGAACCGGACGACAUCCUCAUCUGGGUAGCCCGCCGCUCUCCAGAUCUCUUUAGCUAUCCGCACAAGCUCGACAGCACUGUCGCUGGUGGUGUCAAAGCUUCCGAUACACCAUUGGAGUGCAUUAUUGCCGAGUCGGAAGAAGAAGCUAGCCUCCCGAGAGAGCUUGUACAGGCUCGCGUGAAGCACACCGGCGUGGUCACAUUGGCAAACCGUAAUCCGCGAAACGGUUUCUUCCAUGGCGAAAUUCUCUACGUAUACGACCUGGAGCUUACGGCGGACGAGAAGCCGGAACUCGGCUAUGAUGGCGAAGUGUGCGAAUUCAUCCUCAUGACUUGGCGUGAGGUCCUGGGCCGCAUGCAGAAUCUGGAAUUCAAGCCCAAUGUAUGCCCUAUUAUGAUUGACUUCUUUAUGCGCCAUGGUCUCAUUACUCCCGACAAUGAGCCUCGAUAUGUAGAGAUUAGCUCAAGACUGAGGCGGAAGCUUCCCAUGGCUACAAACGAGUUCGAAGGGAGGUGAAGUACUUAGAUACUCAAUAAAAACUAUGUAAAAUUUGGAAACGUCAUAUACCUCGUAUCUACUCUAAUAAAAGUAUUCGUCCUUAUCCAUUGCCUCCAAGGCCCUCUCGAGGACAACACGACACCUUUGACGGUAGUCAAUGGCAAGCUUUUGAUUGCGCGUUAGCAGCUCAAGAUCCUCUUCAUCAACCUCCACAUCGUGUUCAUUCAGCUUUUCCAGUUCCUGAAUCAGCUUCCCUUGAAUUGUGCCAACCACACGCUCCAGAAGCCCCUUGUUCUCCUCGCUGAUGGCACCAGAAAGGAGCAUGCCCAGGCGUGCCUCAUCUGCUUCUUCGCCUUCUUUGCCUUGAACAGGGAACAGAGCUUCUCGUUGCUCCGGGCUGGCAACUAACGUGACAAUAUCCCAGAUCAUCUGGGGCUGAACAUGUUGAAGGGCAAGCAGAGUCUUGUCCGCCUGCUGAAUCAUAGUGGGCGUGAGCUUGGAGCGGAUCAUAAUAGAGCUGGGAUCGCUCAUUGGUCGUCGCGACAGAAAGUAUUCGUCGCCAAAGGCCUGUCCCGGAAUAGGUGCCCGCUUUCGGAGGUGAAUGUAGUCGUUGUGCAGGUCGUCUCGCGGGGGAAUCAUGAACCCGUAACCCAGCAACAGCUCGGCAUUCGACUUCAUGCUGUAGUUGUUGAAGAUUUGUUCACCAGCAGAGUGUACCUUGCCAAUCUUGAGGGUACAAGAAUCGUGCUUCUCCAGCUCCCAUCUGGCUGGGCGAGUAAUAUCAUGGUUGCCAAUAUCAAACAGCGGCAUCAAGACGGAAAAGUCGUCCACCUUUACACCAGCUGGCAAACUCUUUUGCUUUUCUUCCGACAGCACGAGACUUGGUCUAAAGCUUCUGCUAGAGAAGAUAGCAUAUGCCCAGCUGUAAAGCUCAUAUGUAGCCCCGGCGGCCAGAUCAGCGUCACCGCCCUCACCCAGAGCGUCCUGCAAAUCUUCAAACUCUCGCUUCAGGUUCUCGGCGAUGCUCGCAAUACCAAACUCGACAUUUGUUCCCUUGAGCAGAGCAACUUCAUCUCCAGGCCAGAAAGGCGGUAGCAGCCACGAAUCAGUUUCUGCUGGCUGCGGCAGCGCCUGAAUAUAUGGCCACCAGAAUGAUUGCUUGCCCUGCAGAUAUUCUCUCAUAAGCAUGAGGCGGCUGAUAACGUGAGGCUCCAAGCGAGCGAUUAGCUGCUCCUUGUUCUUAAAUGGGCUUUUCUCUCCAACAGCGUCGGUGAAGGAUAGUGUAAUGGUGCUAGGAAUGCUGAUGAUGGUUUCGUAUUCUCCAACAUUCUCCUGGGCGUCUGGUUUUACCCGGAACGAUAGACCAGUGAGUUCAUCUUGGUAAACCUCGACAGACGGGUGCAACUUGACACCAUUUUCCUGUCCCCAGGAAAUCAGUGUUUGUAUUCUCUCAUCCAUCUUUGAUUCGAUUGACGGCGGUGGGUUGCGUACUGAGGUGA
Molecule: messenger RNA, 2787 nt
Organism: [Torrubiella] hemipterigena
Lineage: Eukaryota; Fungi; Ascomycota; Sordariomycetes; Hypocreales; Clavicipitaceae
Source: the annotation of a GenBank genome assembly